AUGGUUCUCUCAUUUAUCAUCGUCCAGAACCGGCAAGGUAAAACACGCCUGGCAAAGUGGUAUGCGCCUUAUAAUGAUGACGAGAAAGUGAGAUUAAAGGGCGAGGUACAUCGCCUUGUUGCCCCGCGGGAUCAAAAAUAUCAAUCGAACUUCGUGGAGUUUAAGCGAAGCACCAAGAUAGUUUACAGACGAUAUGCGGGGUUGUUCUUUUGUGUUUGUGUCGAUGCGAACGAUAAUGAACUAGCAUACCUUGAGGCCAUACAUUUCUUUGUGGAGGUUCUUGAUCAAUUUUUCGGCAAUGUUUGCGAGUUGGAUCUCGUCUUUAAUUUUUACAAGGUUUACGCAAUUCUUGACGAAGUGUUUCUUGCUGGUGAAAUACAAGAGACAAGUAAGCAAGUUGUGUUGACGAGAUUGGAGCAUCUGGAUAAACUUGAAUGA
This is a messenger RNA of Microsporum canis CBS 113480, 438 nucleotides long. Its product is annotated as clathrin coat assembly protein ap17. Lineage: Eukaryota; Fungi; Ascomycota; Eurotiomycetes; Onygenales; Arthrodermataceae. The transcript has 5 exons. The record is from RefSeq and is a predicted model, not a curated record. Gene Ontology annotation, biological process: clathrin-dependent endocytosis; protein transport. Gene Ontology annotation, cellular component: intracellular membrane-bounded organelle; AP-2 adaptor complex. Bases 1 to 438 code for a protein of 145 amino acids. Gene Ontology annotation, molecular function: clathrin-cargo adaptor activity.